UGAAAGUGUUGAUCCUCCGAUUGGAAAAGCAAAUAAAAGCAGUUUUUUUCACUUGGAUAAUGGACGAGGUAAAAUAAAUAUGAAAUGGCAGCUGACUUUAUUAGAAACCCGAACUGAGAAAAACAGAGACAGACUUGAAGAACGCAACCUUAAUAACAUUCAGUACACUUUUUAAAAUUUGGUGGAAAACUUCAAAAUUCCCCCCUCUUUUCCUUGGCAGCAGUUAUUGUGCCUUAGAAUUCAUUCAAUAUUAAUUUCCAGGGGAAAGGAAACUUAAUGCUCAAGCAAUCAGUGCAGGGAGAAGCAAAGAAACAAAAGUUUACAAAGCAAACUAAAGCUCAGCAAGAAUUCUCCUUUAAAUUCCAAGAACUAAAUAUCAAAAUUCCUUCACAAUCUUCUAAACGCCAUUUUUUGGGGGUUUACUCUAAUUAAAAAACCCUCUUAGUUGGAUCCUCAUAAAAGAGGUUGAAUCAAUCCCGUAAUAUUUGGCAAAUUUCGAGGACACCCAAAUGGAUUUAUUCCGUGCUAUCUUUUUCAUUUUGGUGAUCCUUGCAAUUGUUAGUGCUGAAAGCUUGCAUUUAGAGGACAGCUACAAUAAGCAUGAAGAAGAAAUGUUGCAGCUGUUAAGGCCCAGCAUUGGACACGAGAAGCUUGAAGUGAAUGAAGUUGCGCUUGAAAGACUUGCCAGCAUAGAAGAUCCUGUUGCGUUCGUGGCCGUUGUUGGACCAUAUCAUGGUGGAAAAUCAUUUCUACUGAACGUUCUCCUGGAUUCGACUCAUGGGUUUCCAGUGGGUUCAAGGCCCGUGCCUGAAACAAGAGGCAUUUGGAUCAGAAUUGUGCCCAAGAGCAAGCUCAAAGGGGUUGAUGAAUCUCAGGUGAUUCUAGUGGACACCGAAGGAUUUUAUGGAGAGGGAGCCACCCGUUUGUAUGAUGCAAAAGUGUUUGCUAUUUGCACUCUCCUCAGCUCUCACCUAGUUUACAACACAUUAAGGACUCUUGGAGAUGCACAAUCGGUGAGCUCCUUAGCUGAUUUGUCAAAGCAGGCUCAAAUCUUUAAUUUACAUAACUGGCUUCACACUGCUGGGUCUGAAGAUGAGACUACCCCUUCAAUAGAUUUAGAUGUACCUCUGUUAUUAAAGACUCUGGACUUCCCAUCUUUAACAUGGGUUGUACAAGGAUUUGAUAUUGAUCUUGAACCUUCAGAAGCACCAAUGCAUCAUCUUCAGCGUUACAUAGCUGCUCAAGGACAUGCUGGAGAUCGAACUUUGGACACACUGUUUUCUCAUGGAAUUUCUUGCUAUACUCUUCGAACUCCAGCAGAUCUAAACUUGUUGCGCGAAAGAUAUGGGAGUAAAGGAUUGGCAGCAGAAGAGGAACUAAUUUACACUCUUCAUCCUAAAUAUCUUCUGGACAUUGAAAAUCUUCGAAUGGCAGUUUUUGGAAAUUUAACUGCAAAAGGUGGUAAAAAACUUACAGGAAAGAUUGUGGCCAAAUUGUUGCCUCUUCUAGUCCACUAUGUCAAUGAAGAUUUCCCCUUAAGUGCCGAUCGAAAGCUAAGGGAUGUCCUUGUUGAUAUAAUAAUUGAUGGUGCAUUUGCUGGAGGUGUACGGUAUUUUGAGAAAGAAAUGCAAUCAGUUUUUCCAACGUCUGAUCGAUUGAAACUACCUACAAUGGAUCUGAGCUCUGCACCCAAAAACCUAGAGGCACUUUCGACUUUGGCAUCAUCUGCGUUGACGAUCCAAGAAGUUAAUCAGUUACUUGCGGAUGCAGAAAAUAAAGCAAUUGAUUAUUGCAAGCAACGGUGUGUUGGAGUACCUCUGGUGCUGACAUCAUCAGCAUGUCAAGUUAGUCUUGGUACAAAAAUCGAGAGAAUGAAACCAUUGUACAGGGAAAAGAAUGACUAUCAAGUUAGGGAAGUCCUUAUGCAUCUUGGAGAAGUGCUUCGUCAAAAAGCUGAGAAAAAUCUUUUUGACAUCAACUUGCCCGUUCCUCAAACUGAAAUUCAGGAGAGCUGUAACAAAAUCAUCAAAGAUACUUUAAAGAAGUAUGAAUCCCUUGUUGGUCCCCACCAAGGCAGUCAACAAUACCAUGAUGCAUGUAACCAAAUGCAUGAGCAGAUUAUGUUUAAAUGUGAUCAAGUUGCACGCAUCAAUGUGGGAAAGAUUACAUCCAUACUAAACAGUGGAAAAGCUGCAUACCAGGGAGCGUACACUGAUGCCUUUUCUGCUGCCAUUGAGAAUUACACAAAUGCGGAACAGAAAAUUAUAAAUGGAGAUAAAACAUUUGUUGAUAGUGAAAGUCACAGCAGGCCUCUUCCACCUACAAAACUAACCGAUGCUCAUUCAAUCAGUUUGAAAGUUGCUCAGGAGGCAUAUGAAGAGACAGUGAAAGGAGGAGGACUAAGUUGGAUUGGCUCUGGCAACGAGCUUUAUGAUUUCCAUCAGUUCCAAUGCUUGCAGUGGUCAAAACAGCGGUACAGUGAAAGUCAGGUCCGAAACAAUGCUGAGAUAACAACAUUUUGUGAGAAGUUGGUGUCUGCAAUUUCCCUUUGCUACAGGGAUUUAGUAUCCAAGAUCACCCCAUUUCCAGAUAAUGAUGAAAUCAUUUCGGAGAAGGCAAAUCUUAUCUCAAAGCAGUUGAUGGAGGCAUAUAGAACCAUGACAAAGGAAUAUACACUGUCAGGAGUGGAGGAGAGACAAAAAGAGUUGGUGCAGAAAAUUGAAGAUGCACAUGCACAUUUAAUAAGAAAGAAUACUGCUCUGAUGACAGCAUACUGCUACGACCCACUCAUGGAUGCAUACCAAGAACUUCACAUGGAAGAUUGCGAGAGGACUUUCCACAAUUUAUUUGUUUCCUGGUCUAUCUGGUCCCUCAAGUGUCUAUGGCCCGGUCCACUCUAUACAUUUGGAUUCAAAUAUGUGGCAUACACUGCAGCUCGGAAACAUUUGGACAAAGCUCAGGCCUCAGCAAGACAGGAAUCUAAUCUACCUUCUGCCAACCAUGAAAUUGCAAAAGGAGUCAUUUUAAGUCCUGCAACCCAGAAAAAAGUUAUACAAGCUUGGAUUGAGCAUGACCUGGACCGGCAUGCAAAUGUGGUGCUUGUAAAUUUUAGCUGUAUUGUCUCUUUCAUCAUUGUUAUUUUUACAAGCGGACUGUAUAUUAGGAAGAAAACGCUAUCAACAUCGAGUCAGAAUGCUGGAAGCUGGUCUCCAGGUGGAACCAAUUUUGACUGGAGGCAAAGAGAUUAUCGUGGUUAUGCAGGGUCAUCAAGACUGCACAAACGUGAAUACUGAUAAACACUUAUCUAUGGAGUUCUAUUCACAUCUUAUUCUGGUUUCCGUGAUGCAAACUGCGGACUACACAUUCCGGUGAAAGAUCUGCCACAUCAUCCUUGCACUUAUUUUUUGUUAUCAACAAACAACAUACCAAAUUUCCGCCAACAACAGGCAGUUUCAAUUAUUCAGGCGAUUUCUUUCACAGUGAAGGCCUUUGCCUGUGUUAACAUGGACUCAAAUUCGUUUGAGUUUUUUUCUCAGAUUCGUCAUGCAACCCAGACUGGAAUAAUUCCUUUCGAAUCUAUCUGCACAAAUGGGUAAAAAUUGUAAUACGUACUGGAUUCUACUUGGCAUUUGUAAACUGCCACAGAAAUCAAAGAUGAUGUUUUUGGUUGUUGAACUGCUCUAGCUCACAAGCCAGAGAUCAUUAGCCCCCACAUCAUCUUACAGGUGGCAGAUUUUCAUUUCAAAGGCAGCAAUCUGUGUCAUUAAGGCUGUGUGCAAUAUACUAAUUGCACUUGUAUCUGCAAAAGGAAAUUAACAUUCUGUACCUGAAAUAACACAUAUUUGAGCAUUUCCAUUAACUGCUACAUCAUGGAAAUAUGGGCAUAAGAGAGGAUUUUACAUGCCGAUAUUUCUGCUUGCCAUUGCCUUUGAUAUAGCCUUUAUGAUCAAUCCCUUCCAUUUGUUAUAGAAAAACGCUUUUCCUCUUUUUAAUUCGAAAGAGGGAUGCUUGUUUAAGUUUCAAAACUUAUAAUUGAGAUUUAUGUCAUUAUGCAAAAUAAUAUCUAAGACAGUAAAUUCGUAAGCAAUAAUUUAUUAAAAUAAAAAUUUGGAUA
Messenger RNA from Cryptomeria japonica (Japanese cedar), 4114 nucleotides. RefSeq lists its product as uncharacterized. The record is from RefSeq and is a predicted model, not a curated record. Bases 510 to 3293 code for a protein of 927 amino acids. NCBI's taxonomy places the organism in Eukaryota, Viridiplantae, Streptophyta, Pinopsida, Cupressales, Cupressaceae. The transcript has 11 exons. Gene Ontology annotation, molecular function: GTPase activity; GTP binding.